Messenger RNA from Amorphotheca resinae ATCC 22711, 1488 nucleotides. RefSeq lists its product as hypothetical. Gene Ontology annotation, cellular component: mitochondrion; nucleus. NCBI's taxonomy places the organism in Eukaryota, Fungi, Ascomycota, Leotiomycetes, Helotiales, Amorphothecaceae. Gene Ontology annotation, molecular function: zinc ion binding; DNA binding; DNA-(apurinic or apyrimidinic site) endonuclease activity. Gene Ontology annotation, biological process: base-excision repair. Bases 1 to 1488 code for a protein of 495 amino acids. The record is from RefSeq and is a predicted model, not a curated record. The transcript is spliced from 2 exons.
AUGCCUCGCCGAUCGGGGCGGAACACUGAUACCCAAGUUACGGAAACAAACUCCACCGAGGCUGUCGUAUCCCCGAAGAAAGGACGGGUAUUAGUGAAGGUUGAAGCUGCAGCAGAGGUUGUCACCAAGGUCGAGGAGCCCUCACCAGCCAAAAGUCUGAGGAAGAAGGUCAAAGCAGAGAUUGCUUCGGAAAGCGAGAGUCUCGAUACCGCCCCGAAAGCCCUCGCCGAUAUAAAGACCAAACAGAAGGCUCCGAAACGUAAAGCGAAGACGGAGGACGGCGACGAAGACGAAGACGCGCAUGACAAAAAGACCCCAAAGAAGCGGAAGACCAAGGGAGAAAAGGAAGCUGAAGCUAUGCCAUUAGCCGUACGGACAGUAAUUGCAACCUUGAAGCAUGCGAUGCACAUCGGGGCUCAUGUCAGCGGUGCGGGGGGCGUCCACAACUCGGUGAACAACGCCCUUCAUGUUGGCGGUAACGCCUUCGCCGUUUUUCUCAAAUCCCAAAGGAAAUGGAGCAGUCCACCUCUCGCCGCCGAAGCACGCGACCAAUUCAAAGCCAUGUGUUUAGAACACAAGUACGAUGCAGCGAAGCAUGUCCUGCCACACGGCUCCUACCUUGUCAACCUUGCCCAAGCCGACCCCGAGAAGGCUGAGCAAGCAUAUACGUGUUUCCUGGAUGAUCUACAACGGUGUGAAGAGCUUGGGAUCAAGUUGUACAACUUCCACCCGGGCAGCGCCGGAGCUCAUCCCCGACCCGAGGCCAUUGCACGUAUCGCCGCCCAACUGAACAAGGCGCAUAAGGCAACCAAAAACGUGGUCACAGUGCUCGAGAACAUGGCGGGAAGUGGCAAUGUAAUUGGCUCAACGUGGGAGGACCUUCGGGAUAUAAUCGCUCUAAUUGACGAUAAGUCCCGAGUUGGUGUUUGUAUUGAUACCUGCCAUUCAUUUGCUGCAGGAUACGAUCUACGGUCACCUGAAGCUUUCAAGCAGACGAUGGAUAGCUUUGCGUCCAUUGUCGGCAUGCCGUAUCUAAAAGCCCUCCAUCUCAACGAUAGCAAGGCACCGUUUGCAUCCAACCGUGACUUGCAUGCCAAUAUCGGAACUGGUUUCCUAGGCCUUCGAGCUUUCCAUAAUGUCAUGAACUUUGCGCCUUUUCAACACCUGCCAAUGGUCCUCGAGACACCAAUAGAUAAGAAAGGGCCUGACGGCAAGACUGUCGAAGACAAGGGGGUAUGGGCCACCGAAAUAAAACUGUUAGAGGGACUCAUUGGCGCCGACGCGGAGAGUGAGGCUUUCAAAAAGGAAGAGCAGAGGCUGCUGGAUCUCGGAGCGGAGGAGCGGAAGAAAUUUCAAGGUCAGGUGGACAAGAAGAAGCAGAAGACCCUUGACUCAAUGUUGAAGAAGGCUUCCCCUAAGAAAAAGAAGGCUCCGAAGGGGGAGGAUGCGGAGGAUUCCGAUGCGAGUGAAGGCUGUUGUAGCCAUUGA